UUGAAUCAAUCUGUCAAGAAGCUCCGGUUCGAUGGACACCGGCGGCAACUCGCUGCCGUCGCCGUCGUGCGCCGACGACAAGAAGCGGCGGGUCAGCUACUACUACGACCCGGGCAUCGCCCACGUCAAGUUCAGCGACGACCAUGUGAUGGUGCCCGCCCGCGUCGCCAUGGCGCACAGCCUCGUCGGCGCCCACGGCAUGCUCGGCGACAUGCGCCGCCUCCGCACGAGGCCCGCCACGGAGGCGGAGAUCCGCCGCUUCCACUCGUCGGAGUACGUCGGCCUCCUCCGCGAGCUCACCCCGGAGGGCUACGCCGACGACGGCCCGCUCCAGAAGAAGGCCAGGCGCCACGGCGUCGGCGACGACUGCCCGGCGUUCGACCGCCUCUGGGAGUACUGCCGCAGCUACGCAGGCGGGUCGCUCGCCGCGGCGCGCGCGCUCGUCGGCGGCGACUCGGACAUCGCCAUCAACUGGUCCGGCGGCAUGCACCACGCGUGCCAGGACAUGGCCAGCGGCUUCUGCUACGUUAACGACAUCGUGCUCGCCGUCAACGAGCUCCUCGGCCGCUUCCAGCGCGUGAUCUACGUCGACAUCGACGCGCACCACGGCGACGGCGUGGAGAAGGCCUUCGCGGAGUCCAACCGGGUCAUGACGCUGUCGUUCCAUCGCUACGGGAUCCGGAACGGCCAAGCGUUCUUCCCGGGCACCGGCGCCGUCGGCGACGGCGACAGCUACCGCGUCAACGUGCCGCUGGACUACGGCGUCCGCGACGAAGGCUACCACGCGAUGUUCAAGCCGAUCGUCACCAAGGCCAUGGAGGUGUUCCGGCCGGAAGCCAUCGUGCUGCAGUGCGGCGCCGACUCGCUGUCCGGCGACCGGCUCGGUGGCAUGGAGCUGUCGGUGCGUGGCCACGGGGAGUGCGUCAGCUUCCUCCGGGGGUUCAACCUGCCGCUGCUGCUCCUCGGCGGCGGCGGCUAUACCAUCAACCACGUCGCCUCCACGUGGUGCUACGAGACGGCGGUCGCCCUCGGCAAGGAGAGGGAGCUCCCCGACGAGAUACCCCGUCACGGCUACGAGGACUUCUACCUGAACCAGGGGUACAAGCUCCAUUACAAGAUACCACCGGCGCCGGCGAAGAAGAAGUGCAGAAACGCGGCGCCGGGAACGAUGCAGCAGGUCCUCGAGCGCCUCUCCGGCCUCGAGCUCGCGCCGAGCGUGCAGUUCCACGAGCGACGCAGCAGCAGCGCCGCCGCCGCCGGCGACGACCUCUACUACGAGCAUCCUCCGAGCCUGGAAGACGAGGAUUCCGCGCAGAGGCUGCACCGCCUCAUCAUGGACAAGUCUAGGGCACGCACAUUGGACGGCACCCCCGACCCCUAG
Messenger RNA from Oryza brachyantha (malo sina), 1381 nucleotides. RefSeq names its product histone deacetylase 19-like. NCBI's taxonomy places the organism in Eukaryota, Viridiplantae, Streptophyta, Magnoliopsida, Poales, Poaceae. The transcript has a single exon. Gene Ontology annotation, molecular function: histone deacetylase activity. The record is from RefSeq and is a predicted model, not a curated record. Bases 32 to 1381 code for a protein of 449 amino acids.